Molecule: messenger RNA, 4622 nt
Organism: Drosophila ananassae
Lineage: Eukaryota; Metazoa; Arthropoda; Insecta; Diptera; Drosophilidae
Gene: l(2)gl
Product: lethal(2) giant larvae protein
Exons: 9
Coding region: 300-3788 (1162 amino acids)
Biological process (GO): regulation of Notch signaling pathway; establishment of spindle orientation; cortical actin cytoskeleton organization
Cellular component (GO): cytoplasm; plasma membrane; cortical actin cytoskeleton
Molecular function (GO): myosin II binding; syntaxin binding; GTPase activator activity
Source: RefSeq, a predicted model, not a curated record
CAUCGAUGUUUCUCCACCUCUAGUUUAGGAGAAGUUCAUCACUAGUUGUAUGCAUAGCCACGCAUGCCCGCUAUAUCUUAAGUUCGUGUUGUGUUCGUGUUUAAUUAAGCUAACUAAAAUCGGGAACCAAUGUGAUAAGAACGCGUCCCAAGCGAGGUGAAAAAAAUGUAUAUCUGUGUGUGAGCGGAGCCGAAACCGAACGCAGAAAGAAGCAACAAAUUCCACCGAGCCACCGCCUAACUGCGCAACGGCGAGUAAAUUAGUAGAUACCUGAAUCGAGACACAUUCUGACGGACAGCAUGCUGAAGUUCAUACGGGGCAAGGGCCAGCAGCCCACCGCGGAGCGUCAGCGCCUGCAGAAGGAUCUGUUUGCAUAUCGCAAGACCGCACAGCAUGGAUUCCCCCACAAGCCCUCGGCGCUGGCCUACGACCCGGUGUCGAAGCUCAUGGCGAUCGGCACCCAGACGGGCGCCAUCAAGGUCUUCGGCCAGCCCGGCGUGGAGCUCUACGCCCAGCACACCCUGGUGAACAACUCGGCCGCGGAGCUCAACGUCCAGCUGCUGGAGUGGGUAUACGGCACGGGCCGCAUCCUCUCGCUGACGGCGGCCAACCAGCUGAUACUGUGGGAGCCCGUGGGCAGCACCCUGGUGGCCAUCAAGACGCUGUCCUUCGACGGCAAGCUCAAGAAGGUCUCCUCGCUGUGCUGCUCCCUGAACAAGGACGUCCUCUGGAUCGGAACGGAGGGCGGCAACAUCUACCAGCUGGACCUGCACUCGUUUACCAUCAGGGAGCCGGUCAUCUACCACGACGUGGUCCUGGAGCAGGUCCCGCCCGCCUACAAGCUGAACCCGGGCGCCAUCGAGUCCAUCCGCCAGCUGCCCAACGCCCUCAACAAGCUUCUGAUCGCCUACAACCGGGGCCUGUGCGUGCUGUGGGACCUGGACACCUCCUCCGUGGAGCGCGCCUACAUAGCGCCGGGCCACGGACAGAGCGUCGGCCUCUCGGUGCACACCGACGGCUCCGAGUUCAGCUGGUACCAUGCGGACGGCUCCUACGCCACCUGGAGCAUUGGCAGCGCCGAUCCCCCCAAGAACGUCAACUACGUUCCCUACGGCCCGGACCCGUGCAAGAGCAUCAAUCGCCUCUUCAAGGGCAAGAGGGGUUCCAGCGACGUGAUUGUCUUCUCCGGCGGCAUGCCCCGCUCCGCUUACGGCGACCACAACUGCGUCUCGGUGCACGUCAGCGACGGGCAGAAGGUGUGCCUCGACUUCACCUCCAAGGUGAUCGACUUCUUCGUCACCUACCAGGAGGACAGCGACGUGGCGCAGGUCCUGAUUGUGCUGCUGGAGGAGGAGCUGUGCGCGUACGACCUCACCGACGCCAACAUCCCGGCCAUCAAGGCGCCCUACCUGCACUCCGUGCACGCCUCGGCCGUCACCUGCAACUACCUCGCCUCCCAGGUGAACCAGGCCGUCUACGAGCGCAUUCUGCGGGCCGGGGACGAGCAGGACAUCGACUACAGCAACAUCGACUGGCCCAUCACCGGCGGCGUGCUGCCGGAGGACGAGUCUGCCGCCCCGUCGGACGACGAGGAGGCGGCCAAGGAGUACGAGAUCCUGCUGACCGGCCACGAGGACGGGUCCGUCAAGUUCUGGGACUGCACCGGGGUGCUGCUGAAGCCGAUCUACAACUUCAAGACGGCGGGCAUCUUCGGAAACGAGCACGACUUCCGGGACGAAUCGGCUGCCGACAACGCAGAUCCGCUGGACGAGGGAGAGCCUCCGUUCCGCAAGGCCGGCCUCUUCGAUCCGUACUCCGACGACCCCCGGCUGGCGGUCAAGAAGAUAGCCCUGUGCCCCAAGACGGGGCAGCUCAUUGUGGGCGGCACAGCCGGCCAGAUCGUAAUCGCAGACUUUGAGGACGCCGCCGAGGACAGCGGCCCCCUGAAGUACAGCUCCAUGAACCUGGUCAGCGACCGGGACGGCUUCGUGUGGAAGGGGCACGACCAGCUGAAUGUGCGGGCCAACCUGCUGGAGGCCAACGCGGCUCCCCUGGCCGAGAACGGCGUGAACAUCACGGGGGUGCUGCAGGUCCUGCCCCCGGCCAGCAUCACAUGCAUGGCCCUCGAGGCCAACUGGGGCCUGGUCUCCGGAGGAACCGCCCACGGCCUGGUGCUCUUCGACUUCAAGAACUUUGUGCCGGUGUUCCAUCGGUGCACCCUUAACCCGAACGAUCUCACCGGGGCCGGCGAGCAGCUGUCCCGGCGCAAGUCGUUUAAGAAAUCGCUGCGCGAGUCGUUCCGGAAGCUGCGCAAAGGCCGCUCGACCCGGAACAACCCCACCAACCAGGUCCCGACAACGCUGGAGGCACGUCCGGUGGAGCGACAGAUAGAGGCCCGCAACGCCGACGACGGCCUGGGGUCGAUGGUGCGCUGCUUGCUGUUUGCGAAGACAUAUGUGACCAACGUCAACAUAACAUCACCCACCUUGUGGUCGGCCACCAACUCGAGCACCGUCUCGGUGUUCCUCCUGCACCUGCCCCCUGCGCAGACCGCCGCCACCGCAAUACCCCCUAUAAGUGGCAACGCUCCGCCCCAAACCCCACGUCGCAUUUCCGCGCAGCUGGCCAAGGAAAUCCAGCUGAAGCACCGCGCCCCCGUGGUGGGCAUUUCCAUCUUCGACCAGACUGGCUGCCCGGUGGACCAGCUGAACCCCGGCGAGAACGGAACGCCGCCCCACCGCCUGCUCAUCGCCUCCGAGGAGCAGUUCAAGGUGUUCUCCCUGCCCCAGCUGAAGCCCAUCAACAAGUACAAGCUGACCGCCAACGAGGGCGCCCGCAUCCGACGCAUUCACUUCGGCUCCUUCAGCUGCCGUAUUUCGCCGGAGCUCCUGCAGAGUCUGCACGCCGGCAGCCCCACCAAGUCCACGCGCUCCCACGGCGAGGGCGACGGAGCGGCCAACAUCAGCGCCACCUCGGGUGGACGCGGGGAUCUGUACCACGAAAUGGCUCUGAUCUGCCUGACCAACAUGGGCGACAUCAUGGUGUUGUCCGUGCCGGAGCUGAAGAGGCAGCUGAACGCCGCGGCCGUGCGGCGGGAGGACAUCAAUGGGAUCUCGUCGCUGUGCUUCACCAACGCCGGCGAGGCUCUGUACAUGAUGUCUUCCUCGGAGCUGCAGCGCAUCGCCCUGGCCACGUCCAAGGUGGUGCAGCCCACGGGCGUCGUCGAGGUGGAGCCGCUGGAGAGCGAGGAGACCUCUUUGCCGGCCAACGACGAGGACGAGAGCGACAAGGAGACGGACCUCCAGAAGGAGGUGAGCGAGGCCAUCAAGGAGCCGCCCGUGGCCACCCAGCGCGCGAAGCCCGUGGAGGUCAGUGUGGACCGGAGCAGCCUGCACCUGGCCAACGGCCUCAGCAGCAGCAACUCACCCAACCGUGCCAACGAGACCAUCACCAGUUCCAUCGGUGACAUCACCGUCGACUCGGUGCGUGACCACCUGAACACCACCACGACUACCUUGUGUUCCACGACUACGGAGGAGACUGUGGGUCGACUAUCAGUGCUUAGCACGCAAACCAACCAGCAAACCACCACCGUCAAUGUCAACGACAUUCCGAACAUCAACAUACCCAACCUGAUGGACUUGGCCUCGAAAAGCAACACCACGGAGACGAGCACCAGCUCUGUGGUCAUCAAGUCCGUCAUAACGAGCAUAUCCCACGAAAAGACGAACGGAGAGAGCGAGGCCCGCACGACCAAGACCACGACGCACGAGGAGAGCCAGUUCUAGGACUCUGCAGACGCGGUACCAAGCACCCGGCACACCAGAUGCUAUCAAGAAUUUACGGACCAAUGCCGAUUCGGACGCUGAAGGACUUGGGUAUUCCCGUGAGGAAUAUCGCCAACACACUCGACAAGUUUCGCACAAUUUUAUUCGCAUUGAUGAGGAGAGGAGGUCCACUUCGAGAACCAUAUCAUGACGAUGUCAUAUCGGAAAUGACAGACUCCCCAUAUACUGGCCACUGUGCCCCACAACAGAACCCACACAAAACUACUUUCUUCAGAAGAAAUUGAAACUUGGUGUGCUCCAUUGCGACCGCAACUGUAUUUUAGUUAUGUAGAUCAACCCCUUCACACUUUUAAGAGACGAGAUCGACUUUCAGUCCACGAGCGGCAACUAUUGCAUUUUAUACAAACAACAACUAUUUAAUAUCAUUGCACGUUAUUUUUUGUAAUCCAUGUUCUUGUAAGCUUAUAUUGUACUUUUACGAACCGAUGGCGUUUAAAUAUGAUUAGUGAAAUUUACGACACAUCCAUACCUUUAAUGAUUUGAUGUUACCACGAAGGAUCUGCCGUCUGUCCCGGCUGGUCGAAGUCCGAGCACUUCCAGGACCAUCUAUAGACAACGCCCUGUUUUGGGCCUGGAUUGCCAGCAGUUGAGUCCAAAACUGAUUAACAUUCCCUAAAUUUUGAGAGUUUGGUGACAAUCUUAGCCAGCCAGCAGUUUAAAGUUUAAAGGCUAUAUCGAACAGGGCUGAUCAAGUACAAUACGAAACAAGUAUGCCUUAUAAAAAUUAAUAUAUUUACAGAUUUUGAAAAGUAUUAAAAACCAAUAUUUACAACA